CAGCAGCAACAGCAUCUACUUCGAUAACAGUGAAUUUUCCACCCUUUUUUUCUCUUCAGAACCAGUGGUUUAUUUACGUUCCUAGUUUGCUAGUAGGGAGCAAAAUGCUCUCGUCAAAGCCACGUUAUACCGGAGAAACAAAAAGCCAACUCAGGGAAGGUUUUGGUGUUUAUAACUAUCCAAAUGCAUUCUUUCGAUAUGAAGGAGAAUGGAUGAAAGGCAAGAAACAUGGGCAUGGAAAGUUGAUCAUGAAAGAUGGGGGCUAUUACGAAGGCCAGUUUGAAAAUGGUGAGAUGUCUGGCUCUGGACAAAGAAAAUGGACCAUAAACGGAAAUACGUUCGAAGGAGAUUUCAUGAAAGGGGAACUACAUGGAAAUGGGGUUAUGAAAUAUGGCGAUGGGUCAGUUUAUGAGGGAGAAUGGAAGGAGAAUAGAAGAGAGGGUGAAGGAAUACUAACUGACGCAAAUGGAACUGUUUACAAAGGGUCUUUUUACAAGAACCGAGAGCAUGGUGAUGGGUUGGAAGUUUUAAGAAAUGGUCAGACUUACAAUGGCAGUUGGGUGUUUGGCUCCAAGCAAGGUCACGGUAUUAUGAAGUUCUGCGAUGGAAGUGUUUAUGAGGGACAAUGGCGAUCAAAUAUGUUUAAUGGCGAGGGAAGCUAUGUUCAUUGUUCCGGUGCAACAUACAACGGUAUGUGGAUCAAUGGCAGGCCUGAAGUUGAUGCUACAGAAAUCUAUAUUAACGGAGCACCAGAGAUCGAGAUAGAGCAAGGCCAGUCUUUUGAUUUGGAAAUAUUUUGCAGAAAUAGUAGUGGCGAAGUUUCUCACGAAUCUGGUAGGCUUCUUCUUGUCAUGGGUGGUAUAAGAUCUACUGAAGCAGCAACAACCACCAGAACUUCAUUGUCCGAGGAAACUGGAGACCAGCCUGAAGCUACCUAUUUCAGCACACCAUUUGGCUUUGAUGUGGAACCAUACCCGCUUAUUGAGAGUAGAAAACAACAGCAAAGGCCUGAACAAGAAGCUGAAAGACCCAAUAUCCAAGCAGACCUAAGUUUUGCUAGUACUGACAGUGGGCACGGAGACAAAUCUGUUAGUAAGCAGGUUGCACUGACGCCUAUUACUGACCAGAGUCCGGACAUUGAAAAACAGUCACAUUUUCCACCACAUAAUCAAAAUAGUGAGCAUUUUCAGGAAGAGGCCUACCCAACAUCAUCCGAGGCAACAAAAGUUAGGUUUCAGAAGACAGCUUCAGAAAAAAUAUUUUCUUUUGACGAAGCCACCAGCGCUCAAGUUUUCAUAGAUGAAGAAAGGAACAAUGAUGAAAAAAGUUCAAAUCUGUCGGUGUUAACAGAAGACGGCAGAGUUUCUCUAUGUGAACUUUUGUUCCCACCGCCUCCACAAGCAGCUCAUGGUUCGUUAUUGCGAUCGUCACCUGACAGUGAAGGCAGACUUAGUGUUAAGGGAAUCAAAAAGGCUGAGACAGCAUCAGUUUCAUCUAGCAUUCAUGUUGAAAAAGAAAAAAAGAAAGGCAAAGCAGAUUCGUCGAUAGCAGAUAAUGAGAAGCUAAGAGAUCUAAGGGAUAAAGAUGGCAAAAGAAAAAAGGAGAGAAAAGACGAGAAAGUCACGGAAGAAAAAUUCUGCAGACCAGGCGACUAUGUUGUUAUUGUCCAAGAUAUAACAGCUUCACCAUUUCUUGACACAGUAUUGAAGACUGCAUUUCUACAUGUAAAGGUAGAAAACAAAUCAAAGAAGGGAAAAGCCACAAAUCGCAAGUUGAAUGUCACCUGAUCUUCAUACUUCACGUCUGUGCACACUGUCAUAUACAAUUUCAUGUUCCUUGAUAGAAUACCAAUACAUGAUAGAAUACCUGCAUUCUACUCAUAUUGAAAUAAUGCCAUCCUUAUUUUCAAGGCAUAUUUUUGUUUGCCAGAAGCUGAAAUUUUCGACACAAUUGUAAAAAACCUCUUGUAGGAAAUGGAAAAUUAAAUAAGCGCAAGUAGUGAAAAUUAUGAUUCAUUAGAGAAAACAUAGGUAAAUUUUUGUCGCCGUAACUUGUUUUAAUAUGAGAACUGUUGCACUGAACGUUGACUUUACUCAAAAAGGCAAUUAUUGAAAUUAACUGUCAAAUUAAAA
Molecule: messenger RNA, 2132 nt
Organism: Rhopilema esculentum
Lineage: Eukaryota; Metazoa; Cnidaria; Scyphozoa; Rhizostomeae; Rhizostomatidae
Source: RefSeq, a predicted model, not a curated record